Messenger RNA from Zingiber officinale, 891 nucleotides. RefSeq names its product pentatricopeptide repeat-containing protein At1g71420-like. The transcript has 3 exons. The coding region runs from base 1 to 891 and encodes 296 amino acids. The record is from RefSeq and is a predicted model, not a curated record. Lineage: Eukaryota; Viridiplantae; Streptophyta; Magnoliopsida; Zingiberales; Zingiberaceae. Gene Ontology annotation, biological process: RNA modification. Gene Ontology annotation, molecular function: RNA binding; protein binding.
AUGGAGGUGUACGCUAGGAAUGGUCGAGUCCCCUUGGCCCGCCGGCUAUUCGAAGAAAUGCCUCUUAGGGAUGUGGUAACUUGGACGUCCUUGUUAUCCAGCUAUGUUAGCGCGGGAGACUCUCCCGAGGCCUUCCACUUGUUCUGCCAAAUGCGAGCGGAGGAUCUUGAGGUGAAUCAAGUCACAAUGGCGGUCUUGCUUCGAGCAUGCUAUGGUUCUGAAGACAAGGUCGCAAGGUGCCAACUACAAGCAUUUGCGAACAAGGCAGGCCUCCAAAGUCAUGAGUUGCUUCAAAAUUCAAUUUUGAGCAUGUUCAGUAGAUUGGCUUGCUUCGAAGAGGUCAUGAAGUUUGUCAUCAUUCAAAACAGGAGCAUUGCCUCUUGGAAUAUCCUCCUAUCAUCCUACUCUUUCAUAGGGGAUGUUUCCAGAGUAGUCAAGUGCUAUAGGAAGAUGAGACUAGAGGUGACACCUAGCAAUGAGACUCUAACUUUGCCCAUCUCUGCAUUCGCCAAGUGUGAGCAUCUCCCUGGUGGAAGAGAGGUGAACAUGACUUCUAGUCCUUCAGGAGAAUCUUACAACCCAAAAAGUCCCGUGAAAAAUAAACAUCAAUGGUCUGCUAUAGAAGAUGCUGCACUUAUUGAAGCAUUGAUGCAAUUAAAUAAUGCUGGAGAUCUUAGAAAUAAGAAUGAGAAAGGUUUUAGGCCAGGACAUGGACAAAGCUACAACAAAUGCUUGAGAUACAAGUCAUUGACUUACUAUGAGGAACUUUCUAUCAUCUUUGGUGGAGACCGUGCAUCUGGGAAAGAUGCUCAAGUUCCUGCUGAUAUUGUGGAAGAAUUAGACAAAGUUACAGUUGAAAAUGAUGAAAGUGUUAGGACCAAAAGUAGCUAG